CGGCCACCGGGACUAUGAAGAGCGAUCAGGGUCGCAAGGGCGGAGGGGGCUCCAAGGACCUCCGCUCGGGACUCAAGUACAACUCGCGGCUGGAGAACAUGAACGGCUUCGAGGAAGGCCUGGAGUUCUUGCCGGUCAACAACACCAAGAAGGUUGAGAAACGGGGCCCCAGGCUCUGGGUGGUGCUGGUGGCCGUGCUCAUCGGCAUCCUCUUGUUCUCUCUCAUGGCCGGUUUACUGGUGUGGCACUUCCAGUACCGGAACAUGCGGGUCCAGAAGACCUUUAAUGGCUACCUGAGGAUCACAAAUGAGAACUUUCUGGAUGCCUAUGAGAACCCAAACUCCACUGAGUUUGCAGAGCUGGCCAGCAAAGUGAAGGAGGCGCUGAGGCUGUUGUACAGCGAGAUCCCAGUCCUAGGUCCCUACCACAAGGAGUCCGCAGUGACUGCCUUCAGCGAGGGCAGUGUCAUCGCCUACUACUGGUCGGAGUUCAGCAUCCCCAGCCACCUGGUGGAGGAGGCCGAGCGCGCCAUGGCCCAGGAGCGCGCCAUCAAGCUGCCACCCCGCACACGCACGCUGCACUCCUUCGUGCUGACCUCGGUGGUGGCCUUCCCCACUGACCCCAGAACAGUACAGAGCAACCAGGACAACAGAUGCAGAUUCGCCCUGCACGCCCGAGGCGGGGAGCUGACUCGCUUCGCCACACCUGGCUUUCCUGACAGCCCCUACCCUGCUUUCGCCCGCUGCCAGUGGACCCUGCGGGGGGAUGCCGACUCCGUGCUGAGCCUCACCUUCCGAAGCUUUGAUGUCGCGCCCUGUGACGACCGUGGCAAUGACCGGGUCAUGGUGUACGACACGCUCAGCCCCGUGGAACCCCGCACCGUGGUGCAGCUAUGUGGCACCUACCCCCCCUCCUACAACCUGACCUUCCUCUCCUCCCAGAAUGUCCUGCUCGUCACGCUGAUAAUCAACACCGAGCGGCGACACCCUGGCUUUGAAGCCAUGUUCUUCCAGCUGCCUAAGAUGAGGAGCUGUGGAGGCUACUUACGUGGAGCCCAAGGGACGUUCAGCAGCCCCUACUAUCCGGGUCACUACCCUCCCAACAUCAACUGCACUUGGGACAUCGAGGUGCCCAGCCACCGAAACGUCAAGGUGCUCUUCAAAGUCUUCUACCUGCUGGAGCCCAACGUGCCCCUGGGCUCGUGCCCCAAGGACUACGUGGAGGUCAACGGAGAGAAGUUUUGCGGCGAGAGGUCCCAGUUCGUGGUGGCCAGCAGGAGCAGCAGGAUCACCGUGCACUUGCAUUCGGAUCAGUCCUACACCGACACGGGCUUCCUGGCUGAGUACCUGUCCUAUGACUCCAGUGACCCCUGCCCGGGGAGGUUCAUGUGUAACACGGGGCGCUGCAUUCGGAACGAGCUGCGCUGCGAUGGCUGGGCCGACUGCGCCGACUACAGCGAUGAGCUCGACUGCCGAUGCAAUGCCACCUACCAGUUCACCUGCAAGAACAAGUUCUGCAAGCCCCGCUUCUGGGUCUGUGACAACGUAAAUGACUGCGGGGACAACAGCGAUGAGCUGGAGUGCAGUUGUCCGGAUGAGACCGUCAAGUGUGGCAAUGGGAAGUGCAUCCCGAAGAGCCAGCAGUGUGACGGGAAGGACAACUGUGGGGACGGGUCGGAUGAGGCCACGUGCGACAGCGUGAGCGUCGUCGCCUGCACCAAGCACACCUACCGCUGCCACAGCGGGCACUGCGUGAGCAAGGGCAACCCCGAGUGUGACGGGGUGGAGGACUGCAAGGACGGCUCUGACGAGAAGAACUGCGACUGCGGGCUGCGGCCGUUCAGCAGGCAGUCCCGGGUGGUUGGAGGCAAGGACGCGGAGGAAGGCGAGUGGCCCUGGCAGGUGAGCCUCCAUGCGCUGGGCCAGGGCCACCUGUGCGGGGCCUCCCUCAUCUCGCCCACCUGGAUGGUGUCCGCCGCUCACUGCUUCGUCGACGACAGAGGAUUCAAGUACUCGGACCCCAGCAUGUGGACGGCCUUCUUGGGACUGCACGACCAGAGCAAGCGCAGCGCCCAGGGGGUGCAGGAGCGCGGGCUGAAGCGCAUCAUCAGCCACCCGUCCUUCAACGACUUCACCUACGACUACGACAUCGCGGUGCUGGAGCUGGAGCGGCCGGUUGAGUACAGCAGCACCGUGAGGCCCAUCUGCCUGCCUGACGCCACGCACGUCUUCCCCGUCGGCAAGGCCAUCUGGGUCACUGGCUGGGGCCACACCUACGAGGGAGGCACCGUCGUGCUGAUCCUACAGAAGGGCGAGAUCCGCGUCAUCAACCAAACGACCUGCGAGAAGCUGAUGCCACAGCAGAUCACGCCGCGCAUGAUGUGCGUGGGCUACUUGAGCGGGGGCGUGGAUGCCUGCCAGGGCGACUCCGGAGGCCCCCUGUCCAGCGUGGAGGUAGACGGGCGGAUCUUCCAGGCCGGCGUGGUGAGCUGGGGCGAAGGCUGCGCCCAGAAGGACAAGCCAGGCGUGUACACAAGGAUCCCUGUGCUUCGGGACUGGAUUAAAGAACAGACGGGGGUGUAGAGGCAGGGGCCAUCCACCAGUCACCCCAACGCGCACCCCUGUGGGCUGAGAACAGGAUGCUCCCUGUACCCCAG
Pteronotus mesoamericanus is the source of this 2656-nucleotide messenger RNA. RefSeq names its product ST14 transmembrane serine protease matriptase (gene ST14). The record is from RefSeq and is a predicted model, not a curated record. The transcript is spliced from 19 exons. Gene Ontology annotation, molecular function: serine-type endopeptidase activity; protein binding. Gene Ontology annotation, cellular component: membrane. NCBI's taxonomy places the organism in Eukaryota, Metazoa, Chordata, Mammalia, Chiroptera, Mormoopidae. Gene Ontology annotation, biological process: acrosome reaction; proteolysis. Bases 15 to 2582 code for a protein of 855 amino acids.